AUGUUCGCCACUCUUAGCCGCAGUCAAGACUGUGCCGUCCAUUACGCCAACAAAGAUCAAAAUGAUCAGCUGACCAGGGAUCUGCCAAAGUUCGUCUCAGAUAAAGAGACAGGUAAUACAUUUACCUUUUGCUAUAAGAGGUACGGACCGGUCAUACGCGACGCUUUGCCGGACAAAAAAAAGCGUGAUCUGAUCCUCAUGAAGGUGGAUGAGAGCGCAUUUCGGAAGUAUGCAAGAAUCCAAGUUGCGGGAACUCGUUUUGAAAUGAUUCGCCAACUGGACUCACAUGCGGAUGACACCCCACUGACGAUCCAAGAUCUGGUUAACGAAUGUGAGAAUUUCACCGCGUUGAAAGGACAACACAGACAUGGACCAACGGUGAUAUCGCUUUGA
Molecule: messenger RNA, 393 nt
Organism: Strongylus vulgaris
Lineage: Eukaryota; Metazoa; Nematoda; Chromadorea; Rhabditida; Strongylidae
Source: the annotation of a GenBank genome assembly